GACAUUAUUGCAGGACAAGUUGGACGAGCAGCAAGGUGCAGCAGCAGCAGGGUGUGUCACUCUCACACAGCCGUCAUGGAGGAGUCCUUUCAAAAAGCAGCGGACGAGGCGACAAAAUUGGUAAAUAGACCAAGCUACAAACACCUGGGUGACCUGUACGGCCUGUAUAAGCAGGCAACAUGUGGGGAUUGUAACACAGAGCGUCCAGGGAUACUUGACCGUGCAGGACGAGGAAAAUGGGAUGCAUGGGCACAAAGAAAAGGUCUGUCCAAAAAUGAAGCGAUGGCCGCCUAUAUUGAUCUGGUGGAGGAGAUGAAGACAAUAUAUGGGACGGUGUAAAAAGAGAGUAUAAUCUUUAUUGUCCACAAAGGUGCACAUUUGUCUCUGGCUCAACAAAUAAAUGAAACAAAAAAAUAAAAUAAAAGCAGUUAGUAAAACAGAAACAUGGACAGGGUCAUAUUACAACAUCAAAAAGUUUCGAUGUCCGUGGUUUGACACUUCUCAUUUUUUUCUCAUUUUGUUCUUAAUAAAAACCACAAAUUGGACACCGUUUAAAACUGAUUUUACAGUCUUUGGGACUUUAUUACUGUGUAAAGAUAGAAUUGGUUAAAUGCUACAGAGUAUUUGGAGUACUUUGUGGUACUAAUCAAAACAUAAUAGUGUUUAAAGGAAUAGCAACAUUUUGGGCGAUAUUAUCUUGUCGAAAGCAUUUUUGUGUGUCUGUAUGCUAAUUAUAUAGCAAUAGCCAGCUGACGAUUAGCUUUACUUGGCAUAACAAGUGGAAACAGGAAAUAAAGCUAACCUGUCAAAGUAAAAUGCCUUUUUUUCCAGCUUCUGCUCUCUAUGCUAGGCUAAGCUAACUGCCCGGUGUGGAUUUUGUCAGUGUUUCUUUUCGAAAAAGUCACAGUAUUCCUUUAAGUGCAAAUACAAUGUACAUUUUGACAUAAAAAUAGUUUGAAUUCAGAGCAUCUGUACACUGAACUGGCCAUCAAAUAAAGACUGACCUUUAAUAUUUUGAAUAUAAAGUA
Plectropomus leopardus (leopard coralgrouper) is the source of this 1028-nucleotide messenger RNA. Its product is annotated as acyl-CoA-binding protein-like. Gene Ontology annotation, molecular function: fatty-acyl-CoA binding. Gene Ontology annotation, biological process: fatty acid metabolic process. NCBI's taxonomy places the organism in Eukaryota, Metazoa, Chordata, Actinopteri, Perciformes, Serranidae. The record is from RefSeq and is a predicted model, not a curated record.